AUGAACCUAGCCCCGGCGGACCAAUCUCCUAUACGAUACCAUCACAACCACUCACUCCCGCCUUUACCGCUACCAGACGACAACAGCGGUCUACAGGCCUACAUUGAACAGUCGCGAGCGGCCCUACAGAGCCAGCGUGCCAGUUUCGAAUGUGAGCGCUUUGCAUUUGGCGAGGAACGUAAAUUGUGGAGUCAGGAGCGGGAACUACUCAAGUCGAGGAUAGCGAGUCUCGAGAAACAUAUCAACUGCACCCAUGUGGACAUGUCUACCGUCGAGCCUGUAAGCCAGGCCGGCAACUCUUCUUCUGCCAGCUUACGAGUCUGGGAGGGCUCAAGGCCGACAGGAAAACCGACAAGGAGGUUUCUGGACGGGACAGCAACAGCAGGACCCCUUGCACCAGCAGCGCAUGAUCCCCCUUUUCUCCAGGUCGAUGAUCACCUCGCUUCUGGUAGAUCGCCGUCUCUAGAUGAGGCGCUCUCCCCCAGAACCCAGCCGGUUGACCGAGCACACCAUGUCGCCAUUCCUGUGGAGUUGGUAGACAGCAGCCUGGACGGCAUCACACUCAAAUCAACUGGCCUGCCUCCCAAUGUUGCCGCCAAGCUAACCUCCCCUCCUCUCUCAACCCCAAACGUUUCCUCUCCACGACAGCCAGGCACCGCCUUCACCGCCGCUGUGGAAAGUGAAUCGCGGGCCCAUUACCGGACCCAUGAUGGCUGUGAUGCUGCGACCCUUCAGACCGCUCUUCCGGACGCCGGCCCUGCUGCUACUUCUUCCGAGCCCACUGUCCAAGCGCCCGUGCAGCGCCCCCGACUAACGACACAUACGACAGACGAGCAACCUAAAUUCACACCAGAUGCGGACUCACCUGAGCACACUUAUGCAGAGGACGAAGCCGACGAGGACCCGGAACUUACCGGCCCGCUUAUGCUCCGGAAUGAUGAGGAGCACGAUUUAGACUUCCUCGAAGCGCUUGACAAGAAGUUGCUGAUGGAGGCCAAGAAGGCUGUUUCAACCAAUCCUGCAUUAUCUGACUCCGAUGCUCUGUCUGAUGCGGCGAAUCCCCAGUCGGAACCUGAGCCGGAGAUUCGGUUCAAGAAGAGUACCAACUUCGGCACAGCCUUUGGCUCGACGCAGCAACAUAUAGCAUGA
This is a messenger RNA of Trichophyton benhamiae CBS 112371, 1149 nucleotides long. RefSeq lists its product as uncharacterized. The record is from RefSeq and is a predicted model, not a curated record. The coding region runs from base 1 to 1149 and encodes 382 amino acids. NCBI's taxonomy places the organism in Eukaryota, Fungi, Ascomycota, Eurotiomycetes, Onygenales, Arthrodermataceae. The transcript has a single exon.